Molecule: messenger RNA, 754 nt
Organism: Anarrhichthys ocellatus (wolf-eel)
Lineage: Eukaryota; Metazoa; Chordata; Actinopteri; Perciformes; Anarhichadidae
Gene: anapc13
Product: anaphase promoting complex subunit 13
Exons: 2
Coding region: 289-513 (74 amino acids)
Biological process (GO): protein K11-linked ubiquitination
Cellular component (GO): anaphase-promoting complex
Source: RefSeq, a predicted model, not a curated record
UCGUGCUAUUACCGCGUCUGCUUCGCUCUAUCUGCUAAGAUACAAACUAGAAACUGAAAUCCGCUUGUUGUUAACUGAACCAUACUCAAACCCAAUCGUUCACACACUUUGCUAAACUGUGUGUUAUUUACUUGUUUUUUUUAGGCUUGCUGUUAUAUUUGUAAGGGUAGCAGUGGACUUUGACUGGCUAUCUUCAACUAUUACCACAGGUUGAAAAGUGUUGCUGUUUGCUUGCGGCUAACACGGCCAAAUUGGAGAAGAUCUGCAGCUCGAUCCAGUGCUCAGAGGAUGGACAGUGAGAUCCAACGAGACGGAAGAGUCCUGGACCUCACCGAUGACGCCUGGAGGGAAGACAGACUGCCGUAUGAAGACGUCACCAUCCCUCUGACUGAAUUGCCUGAGGCUGAGCAGGACAACGGCGGCUCCACCGAGUCUGUGAAAGAACAAGAGAUGAAGUGGACAGACCUCGCCCUGCAGAGCCUGCACGAAAACACACCAAGCACUGGAAGCUGAAAGUCUAAACGGGAAUCCGACUGUAGGACAGAAAAAGAAAGUGGACACUGGAUUCAGAGGCACAUGUGAUGUCUUUUUGCAUUGUAUUGUGUCUUUUGAAUCAUUUGAAUUAUGUUCCAACUAAGCUGAAAGGAUGGAAAAUGUAUUUUGCUUCGCUAUUGGGUUUGUAUUGUAGUCCUUGUAAAUAUGAAUGUCAAACAACAACUUCAUAAUAACAUAAAUGGAAAAGAGUUACAUUCAA